CCGGCUUACCGCAUUCCGCGUUCAACGCUCAACCCAAACACAUCUACUCGCUUACACAAUGUCUACCAUGUCUUACGAUAUCGCGUAUCCGAUCUCGGAAGAUCCACAACCGGUCUCGCGCACUUAUCAAUAUCGCAAAGUGAUGAAACCGAUGCUUGAGCGCAAAAGACGUGCUCGCAUCAACCGCUGUCUUGACGAAUUAAAGGAGUUAAUGGUCAGCGCACUCCAGUCGGAGGGUGAAAAUGUCGCCAAGUUGGAAAAAGCCGAUAUUUUGGAAUUGACUGUCCGUCAUCUUCACAAGCUUCGCCGUCAGCGUCGCCUGUCACUGAACCCUUCAGUGGACGCUGACCGUUUCAGAGCUGGAUUUACUCAUGCAGCAAAUGAAGUUUCCCGCUGCUUGGCCUCAAUCCCUGGUGUUGACGUGAGGCUGGGAACUCAGCUGAUGACUCACUUGGGCCACAGACUCAACGACAUCCAGCGCGCGGCAGGCACUGACACGCCUCCUGCCAGCCCGCCCAGCCCUGCUCUAUCCACGGUGUCUUCCUCUUCUGGCUACGUGACACCUUCUCCACCAGCCUCUCCAAUGCCAGUGCACACCGCUGUUCCCCUGGACUGCACCACAAACAGCUUCUCCAAGAGCUCAGUAUGGAGGCCCUGGUAAAGCGCAGUGGCAGGAGCGGGCGGACCCGGCUCCACGGUAUAUCUGUUCAACGCCGUUCGGAGUCGCCAGCCCUGCAAGUGUCCGCCUUCAUCCGACGACUUAGUGCUACGUGACUUGAUAACUUAGAUCUCACAUCUUAUUAGUGUAGGUUUUAAAACCUUUUAGUUCGUAAGUUGAACUCAAAGCUUUAAACAGAAUAGUUUUUAAGAAUAUUGUGAUAUUAAAGUUUAAUUUUAUUGUAUAGAUGUAUCGAGCCCGACAGACUUAGAGUGGGUUCGGAUUGUUAUUUUAUUAUCGUUAAAAAGAUUUCACGGAAAAGUGAACAAUGAAGAAACAGUUUAAUAAAAAAUAUUUUUCAAUUAUA
Pieris brassicae (large cabbage white) is the source of this 1025-nucleotide messenger RNA. It is a transcript of the gene E(spl)mbeta, whose product is annotated as enhancer of split mbeta protein-like. Gene Ontology annotation, molecular function: DNA-binding transcription factor activity, RNA polymerase II-specific; RNA polymerase II cis-regulatory region sequence-specific DNA binding; protein dimerization activity. NCBI's taxonomy places the organism in Eukaryota, Metazoa, Arthropoda, Insecta, Lepidoptera, Pieridae. The record is from RefSeq and is a predicted model, not a curated record. Gene Ontology annotation, biological process: regulation of neurogenesis; regulation of transcription by RNA polymerase II; anterior/posterior pattern specification. Bases 59 to 661 code for a protein of 200 amino acids. Gene Ontology annotation, cellular component: nucleus. The transcript has a single exon.